AUGACUCCGCAACUACUUAAAAUUCUAUACACAGACUUUGUAGGACCAGCCAGCAAUCAAUCAUUAAGAAUAGAUAUUGAUAAAAUCGAGAAAGUACAAAGAAGAGCUACCAGUUUAAUACCUUCGUACCGUCAUAUGUCAUACAAAAAUCGUCUGAGUAUAAUAAACUUAACUUCUUUAGAAACCCGUCGCAUUAGGGAAGAUCUGAUACAGGCCUAUAAAAUUAUUAACAAUAUAGACAUUGUCUCAUGGAGUGAACCCCAUGUUCUUUGUGUUGGGAAAUCAAAUAAAAUAAAAACUAGAGGACAUCAUCUAAAAAUGACUAGAGAAUAUGUACGAAAUUGCGAGCAAAGGCACCAGCUUUUUACUAAUCGAAUAGUGAAUCAUUGGAAUGCAUUGCCGUUAGAAGUUGUAUGCGCUUUAUUAGUUAACAGUUUCAAGGAAAAAUGA
Messenger RNA from Hydra vulgaris (swiftwater hydra), 450 nucleotides. Lineage: Eukaryota; Metazoa; Cnidaria; Hydrozoa; Anthoathecata; Hydridae. The record is from RefSeq and is a predicted model, not a curated record.